ACGUUAGUGUAUUAGUGUAACCUGUCGUCGCGUCGCUCGUUGUCGAUGACCAGACCAUGAGACCAGUACCGUAGCCGUAGUACCAUACCAGUGAGUGGUGAGUGCAGUCACUCAGUCAGCAGUGCAGUGCAGUGCAGUGCUACGUGCUACGUACUAGUGCGCUAGUUCGCCAUGUUCUGAAAGCACGCGUGUUGCGCGAUCACGAUUCCUCGUACAGUACUAGUUUUUUUUUUUUUUUUUUUUUUUACGUAAUAACACACGGUGCCAGUGUCAGCUGGUCACUGUACCUAUUUUUGUUCAAAAACGCGAUUUUCGUUGAUUUUGUUUUUGUUUUUUUCGCUUCGCUUUUUGGCCAAAUUUCAUAGAUCGUAAAUCGAAGAUUGCGUCGGUAGCGGCACGAGUACUAACUAACGUGUAACGUAAAACGCAAGUGCGCGUAAGACACUAGACAGCACACAGGCAGGCACAACGACGACGUACGAAUAAUUAGUAAUUAUAGUAAUGUAGUACAGUAGUGCACGUUCGCAAACCACCCGCACAGUGCAUCUGCACACGCUACGCUACGCUACGGGACGGUACGAGUAACACGUAACGUAUGGGUACGUCUACGUCGUAUAUUACGUAGCAUCGAGUUUCACGACAUCGUCAGCACAGCACAACACAGCACAGCAGCCCAGAAUUUUCAAUUUCCGAUGAGUACGCCUACGCGUCAUUACAUUCGAAUGGCACAUUCCAACUCGCUCGUGUAUUUCAACAUCGCCAACGUCUCUAAUGAACGAAAAAUACGAUGACUACGUGCGCGACAACUCCGGCGACUAUUACAGCUUUCUCGUGCGCUGAAAUUCCGAUUUGGGUAUGUGGAAAACAGUUGUGGAUAUCGGGAGUAGAUCGUAAAACAACAGUCGACCAAGUCGUGGAAACCUUGCUCGGUCGGUCGGACAAACAGUAUUCGAUCGUCGAAAAAUGGAGACAAGUCGAGAGACCGCUGAGCGGCGACACGCGAAUUCUCAAGCUAUGGAAAACGUGGGGAGAUAGCAAAACCGAAGUGAAAUUGUCGUUGAAGAAAAUUCAAAACCAAAACGAUAUAGACACGAAUACGCGGAGUAUCUCGACGAAAAAGAAGACCCGAUACUAUAAAUCAGCUUGUAGUAAAUACGGUCAGACCAUUCAUCCUAAAAGAUUGGUUCAGCUAUCUAAAAGCCACGGUAUCGAACGUCUGCUCAAACUGAUACUCGUGCAAGGCGAAACUAUCCAAAAUCAAAUUUGCAAACUCAAAGAUCGACAAUUUGAAAUCGAGCAGCUGGAAUGCGAACAACACAAGAGUAGAAUCGACACUUUAGGUACCAAUUACCUCGUUAACACAUAUUUGGGAAUGAGCGAAGACAAAGAUAGCGGUGUGACAACCGAGUGCGUUGCAAGCAGUGAAAAUAACGGAACGCCUACCGAGACUGAAAAACAACGGGUCACGAGUGACGAAUAUUACGACGACAACGGCGACGAAGACGGUGACUACGAAUACGACGAAAAUAACGGCGGUCAACGUACCGAAGACAUUAACAUUACCAUCGAAGAAGAUAUUGAAACUGAAAUCGAAGAGUUGAGAAAUAAAAUCUAUUUUCUAGAUAAAAUCGUUAAAAUAAACAAAAAGUUGGAAAAGGAAGAAGAAAAUCUGGUGCGACUUUUCAUCAAUAUAGAACGCUGCAAAAAAGACGACAUUUCGACGACGAGCGAGAGCGCAAGCGCGUGCGUGUGCGCGUCUGACGAGUUAGGUCUACGUUACGACUUGGACAGAUUACAGAAUGAAAUUGAAAAACGUGAAAACGAAUUCGAUAACAACUGCAAAAUAUUGCAGCGUGUAGAAAAUAAUUUGGAAACUAGAAAAUAUUAUCUAAAACGACUACGCGACGACUUUUACGAUGAAACGAAUCGAUACGACUACGACUACGACUACGAUCAUCAACCUUUCGCCAGCUGCGGCGUACGCUCGAUAACCCAAAACGCGUUACCGUAUUACACUUGCGCCGCCGCCGCCGCCACCACUACCAACAAACCAGUUUUAAACACGCUCGUAUGAAACAAAAAAAUUCAGGCAACAACUCGGCGCGGCCGCGUCUCGCAGUAAAUACACCGUUCGACGAUCGUCGUUGAACGUUAAACCGUCCGAUAACCAAUAAAAAAUAAAGUACCGAGCGACGCGGAUAGGUGUAAACGGACCUACGAACUUACGAACCACGAACCCAGUCACCACUUCACCAGUGUCUCGGAGCAACACGUAGGUAUACGGCGGUAUAUGUGUAGGCUACGCAAAUAGGUACGCAAUACCAACUACCCAGCCAAUGUACGUAGACGUAGGCCUACGUAUUUCGUAAGUGUAGUAGGCUAAACAAUCGCCGACGAAUUAAACAUUUUUCUCGAAUCUCGAUAUUACUCGUACGUAGCAGCGGCGCGGCGCGGCGGAGUCAUUCGCUUUCGUAAGUAGGUAAUCACGUCUUGGAAUCGUGGAAUCGUAUGUACCUACUUAUACUCGUAUAACGCGUAGCUGGCGCGGAGAUGGAAAUUUGCUCAUGUUUCGCGUAUUCAACCCCUAGUCACUAUCUUAGAUUAUACGUAAAUAUGUAAUAGCGUUUAGGCGACAGUACAAAUUAUAUCUACAUACCUACCUAAAACAGAAUAUUGUUUGUUCAACAGGUAUUAAGUAUGUACGUGACAAAUACUGUUCAGGUAUACCUAUAAUUCUAUAAUGUAAUACGUUAUCACCAAAGAUGAUCAAGUUUUGUAAAUAAAAUAUCACUCGAAUUGUUUUAAUAAA
This is a messenger RNA of Planococcus citri (citrus mealybug), 2809 nucleotides long. Its product is annotated as ras association domain-containing protein 10. The record is from RefSeq and is a predicted model, not a curated record. The transcript has 4 exons. The coding region runs from base 788 to 2074 and encodes 428 amino acids. Lineage: Eukaryota; Metazoa; Arthropoda; Insecta; Hemiptera; Pseudococcidae.